This is a messenger RNA of Labeo rohita (rohu), 2454 nucleotides long. It is a transcript of the gene lin7a, whose product is annotated as lin-7 homolog A (C. elegans). The transcript has 6 exons. Gene Ontology annotation, molecular function: L27 domain binding. The record is from RefSeq and is a predicted model, not a curated record. NCBI's taxonomy places the organism in Eukaryota, Metazoa, Chordata, Actinopteri, Cypriniformes, Cyprinidae. Gene Ontology annotation, cellular component: basolateral plasma membrane; MPP7-DLG1-LIN7 complex; synapse. Gene Ontology annotation, biological process: neurotransmitter secretion; protein localization to basolateral plasma membrane; maintenance of epithelial cell apical/basal polarity. Bases 74 to 730 code for a protein of 218 amino acids.
CGCUACAGUGCGCGCUGAUGCCGCAGCUCCAGUCUCUCUCUCUCUCUGUUUCUGAUAAUAACACAGCACAGUCAUGGCGACAGUGACAGUCCAACCGCUCACCCUGGAGCGAGAUGUUGCCAGGGCAAUUGAGCUGCUGGAAAAAUUACAGGAGUCAGGUGACGUCCCGGGUCACAAACUGCAGUCCCUGAAGAAGGUUCUACAGAGCGAGUUCUGCACGGCCAUUAGAGAGGUCUAUCAAUAUAUGCAUGAAACAAUAACGGUGAAUGGCUGUCCAGAGUAUCAAGCACGCGCCACAGCUAAGGCCACAGUGGCAGCAUUUGCAGCCAGCGAGGGUCAUUCUCACCCACGGGUGGUCGAGCUGCCCAAGACAGAUGAGGGGCUUGGAUUCAAUGUGAUGGGUGGAAAAGAGCAGAACUCACCGAUUUACAUCUCCCGCAUCAUCCCAGGGGGCGUAGCUGAGAGGCAUGGCGGUCUUAAGAGAGGCGACCAACUCCUGUCCGUCAAUGGAGUGAGUGUUGAGGGUGAACACCACGAAAAGGCCGUGGAGUUACUGAAAGCAGCCAAGGACAGCGUCAAACUGGUGGUGCGUUACACCCCUAAAGUCCUUGAGGAGAUGGAGGCGAGGUUCGAGAAGCUCCGCACCGCCCGCAGACGCCAGCAGCAGCAGCUCCUUAUGCAGCAACAGCAGCAGCAAAACCUGGCCACCCAGCAGAACCACAUGUCGUAGGCUGUUCCAAAAGAAAAAAAAGUAGAGGACACUGGGUGAGACUGGCAUACUCUCACAGUCGUGAUGUAAGGAGGUCCAAGAGAUCUCAGAAGAGGACCCUUACUGUUCUCCAGUGAAGACUAUCCUCUUUCAGUCAACUACCUACAACUCAAAAAGGUUGAAAACUCCAUGAUCUGUGUUCUAAAUUGGUGCUUGGAAAAAAGUACAUGAUGGCUAAAAAGAAAGGCUAGCACUGAGUCCAUGGUUUUACACUUACUUGUUCAUUAUUUCAGUUGUCUGGAACCAAUCGCAAGUUGUGACCCUCUUAAAAAGUCCCUCUUGUAGUUUUGUGAUAAUGUGUUUUCUCAACAUGUAUUUCUAAAGCAUUCAAUGAUUUGUUUUUACUAUUGUUUUAUUUCUGUUGCCACAGCGCUGUACAGUAACUUUUCGAAGGGUUCUUUUGGUGCUGGUGUCUCUGUGAAUAGAAAGCGCUUUUUAUGUCAGUCGUCCUUGAUUGGAUAACACUGAGGUAUUUUAUACCAUAUUGUAGCAAGGGAUAUUUUGUAAAGAAAGUAGAUUUAGCAAUAACACUUGUUUUGUCAUAUUCUACUGUCAAAUUAUCUAAAAAAAAGUCAAUUUUAGGCGUGGAAAUUAAUCUUGCGAGAGUAAAGUUACUACAAAACUGUAUCUUAUGCACCAUGUGACAUAAGUCAGACUAAACCAUAAACAUCAUUUGCACAGAAUGUUCUUAUGAGAUCACUGUAUCACAGUGCCAUUGACAGAGAUUAUCUUGUACAUUUGGCAUAUUGUACAGCAGACAUAUUUAAAGGUAAAGUGUGUCAUUUUUGAAAAUACUUUCUCAGACAAACUAAUAUACCAAUUAAAGUAUAAGUAAGAAGUUUAAACACCGCAUCGAUAUAUCAAAAUACUGCACAGUUUGUUUGUGCAUCCAACCAGUAGCAUGAGUUUGGGGCAGGAUUUUAUGUUUGGAAACCAACAGCAUAAAUGUUUGGAAACGGUCCUUAUUUUGGCGCAGAAAUUACACACUACACCUUUAACAGGUCAUGCAUUCAUGACAGCUGUACAGUUUUGAUGCGUUUUAUGGUUGUGAUGUCACUACUGAAAUUAAUUCUAAUUCAGAAAUAUUCUAUUUAAGUUCAGACGUUUAUAGUUGAUAUUAUUAAAUUAUUUACUAUGAGGACAAACGGAAUGUCAAACACAGAUACGUGAUAUCUACAAAUGAAGGUAAAUCAUUACAUAGUAUUUUAUUAUUUUAAAGUUCUAUUUUCAAGUUAUUAUCUCAGAGGUUUGAAAGAUUAUUAAUCGUGUUGUUCUGUAUCGUUAUAUUUGGUAUAACAAACCACCUCAUUCACUAGAAACAUUGUAACAUUGUCCUGUUUUGACAAUCAAUUUAAAAAGCAAGCAUUAAGCCACUGCAUUUUGUUUUUAUUUAUAAAUAUAUAUAAUUUUUAUUUCACAGCUUCAUUCCCUCAACACAAAUUGUCAAAAGCUGGCAAACUGUCUAUCCAUUGCAGUGCUGUAGUUGUACUGUUAGUUAAAGUCUUAGAAGCAAAACUGUAAAUCAGCAAGUAGUUGAAGACCACCAGUAAUCAAAGGUAAUAUUGUAUCUGUGUUAUUGUAAUUUGAUUUGAUGGUUUUCCUGACGUAGGACUUUUGGUAGAUACUUAAAUUAGUUCCUUUGUUGGUUGGUUUUUGAGUAAUCUCAGACUGUGGGUAACAUGUAA